This is a messenger RNA of Camelina sativa (false flax), 1056 nucleotides long. The record is from RefSeq and is a predicted model, not a curated record. Lineage: Eukaryota; Viridiplantae; Streptophyta; Magnoliopsida; Brassicales; Brassicaceae.
AUGGAUUACGUGAUUACAAAAGNUUUGCUCGACCCUCCUCAAGAUACACUCGAUGCUCUGAUGCAAGACUCGAGUUUCAAUGAUCUUCUAGUUAAAUUCUUCGCCUUUAGCUCCGAAGCGUGCGACGUGUGUGAGUCUCUCCUUCAAUCCAUCCAACGAAUCAAGAUCAAUCACAACAAAAUCAAAAGAAUUAUCACGAUUGGGAAAAGGGUUUGUAACGGUGCUAAAACCACGGAAUAUAGCCAUGAACAGCUCUGCGCUUUAAUAUUUCAAGAGCUUUCUAGAUUUGCAGCGCUCAAGAACCCUUUGUGUUGUAUGAUCAACGAAGCUCGGUUUGGUAUAGUUCACGAUGCAAACUCGGAUUUGCUCGAAAAAUUGACAACCAAAAGGAGAAGAAUCAAAAGAAAAGUCAGGUUCUUGAGUUUCUGCAAGAAGCUAGGAGGUUAUAGCCUAGUGAUUUCUCAUAGCGCUAUUGUCAUUACAUUACUAAUAAUAGCUCUUCACAGCAUUCUGGGUGCUUUAGCAGCUCCUGCGUUGCUCGGUUUAUGUUCUUUGGUUCUUUUGAGGAAGAAAAAAGCAAAGAGAAGCAUGCAUAAGAGCAAGAGAGAUACAACGCUAGAGAGGCUCGGGACACAAAUCGACAUAGCAGCUAAAGGAAUGUUCAUAUUGAUAAACGAUUUGGAUACAUUGAGUAGACUUGCCGGGAGAUUAUGCGAUGAGAUAGAGCAUAGGAAAACCGUGGCUGCGAUGUGCGCAAAGAGUAGGAAGAUUGAAGUGCUAAAGGAAGCAUUGAGGGAGUUUAGUGCACAUGAAGAAAGAUUCUCAGAUCAAUUGCAAGAGCUUGAAGAACAUCUCUACCUCUGUUUCAUCACUAUUAACAGAUCAAGAAGGCUAGUGUUAGCGCAAAUCACGGGAAACUAGUUCUUGAUUCUUUGAUUCUUUUGGUUCAUCAAAAUAAUAUAUAUACUUUUGUAGGGUUUAUGAAUUACGUAUUACUUUUGUAGGGUUUAUGGAUUACCUAUUAUUGAAAUAUAUUAAAAAAAUGUUAUAAGAAUA